This is a messenger RNA of Cynara cardunculus var. scolymus (artichoke), 1506 nucleotides long. RefSeq names its product 26S proteasome non-ATPase regulatory subunit 11 homolog. Gene Ontology annotation, molecular function: structural molecule activity. Gene Ontology annotation, biological process: ubiquitin-dependent protein catabolic process. NCBI's taxonomy places the organism in Eukaryota, Viridiplantae, Streptophyta, Magnoliopsida, Asterales, Asteraceae. The record is from RefSeq and is a predicted model, not a curated record. Bases 81 to 1346 code for a protein of 421 amino acids. Gene Ontology annotation, cellular component: proteasome regulatory particle, lid subcomplex. The transcript is spliced from 3 exons.
UCACACACGCAACGAAACUCUCCGGCGUCAGUGUUUUCCUCCGAUCUCAAUCGUCGAUACGCUCCGUUUUCAGCGUUGAUAUGUCGACAUCAUAUCUUCCAGCCACAACAGAAUCAAUUGAUCUGGCUUCAGAAGCCAAAAGUCGACCUGAAGCGAUCACCAUACUCUAUCGGGUCCUAGAUAACCCUGCAGCUUCUUCUGAAGCACUCCGGGUUAAAGAACAGGCAAUUGCAAAACUCUCAGAACUCCUAAGGGAGGAAAACAGAGGAGAGGAUCUCCGUGGCCUUUUGACCACAUUGAGACCAUUCUUUGCAUUGAUCCCCAAAGCUAAAACCGCGAAAAUCGUAAGGGGAAUCAUAGACUCAGUUGCAAAGAUACCAAACAGCACCGAUCUUCAGAUAUCACUGUGCAAGGAGAUGGUGGAAUGGACCCGGUCUGAAAAACGUACUUUCUUGAGGCAACGAGUUGAGGCAAGGCUUGCUGCUUUGUUAAUGGAUAGCAAGGAGUACUCAGAAGCUUUAACCCUCCUUUCUGGCUUAGUAAAAGAGGUUAGGAGAUUGGAUGACAAAUUGCUUCUUGUUGAUAUCGACUUAUUGGAAAGCAAACUGCACUUUUCAUUGCGAAACCUUCCAAAGGCAAAAGCUGCACUUACGGCUGCUAGAACCGCUGCUAAUGCAAUCUACGUUCCUCCUGCUCAACAAGGAACCAUCGAUUUGCAGAGUGGAAUUCUUCAUGCUGAAGAGAAGGAUUAUAAAACAGCAUAUAGUUAUUUCUUUGAAGCUUUUGAGGCGUUUAAUGCCCUUGAUGAUCCGAGAGCAGUGUACAGUCUCAAGUAUAUGUUGCUAUGCAAGAUCAUGGUGAACCAGGCCGAUGAUGUGGCUGGAAUAAUCUCUUCGAAAGCUUUGAAGUUUUUAGGCCCAGAACUUGAUGCGAUGAAAGCUGUUGCUGAUGCUUAUUCAAAAAGAUCGUUAAAGUUGUUCGAAACUGCCCUUCAGGAUUUCAAGGCUCAGUUAGAUGAAGACCCUAUUGUUCAUAGGCACCUUUCAUCCCUCUAUGACACAUUGUUGGAGCAAAACUUGUGCAGGUUAAUCGAACCUUUCUCAAGGGUCGAGAUAGGUCACAUUGCGAGUCUGAUUGAGCUUCCAGUGGAGCAUGUGGAGAAGAAAUUGUCACAGAUGAUAUUGGACAAAAAAUUUGCUGGAACACUGGACCAGGGUGUUGGGUGUCUCAUCAUCUUUGACGAUCCAAAGACGGAUGCAAUCUUUCCUGCAACGCUCGAGACCAUUCAAAACAUGGGCAAGGUCGUCGACAGCUUGUUUGUGAGAUCGGCCAAGAUAAUGGCAUGAAAUUACCUGCUUCAUAUGUCUGUCUGUUUUAGUACUACUUGUUUGAGAUGUUAAUUUUGGUUUUCUCCUUUUGUUAGAUUGCAAUCGGAAACCUUCUUCAUCUUGAGACUAAAGUUUAUUAUGUAAUUUAACCUUGGUUACAAAUGACCACUUGGUCUGA